This is a messenger RNA of Drosophila persimilis, 1171 nucleotides long. Its product is annotated as methylglutaconyl-CoA hydratase, mitochondrial. The transcript has 2 exons. Gene Ontology annotation, molecular function: enoyl-CoA hydratase activity. The record is from RefSeq and is a predicted model, not a curated record. Gene Ontology annotation, cellular component: mitochondrion. The coding region runs from base 20 to 916 and encodes 298 amino acids. Gene Ontology annotation, biological process: fatty acid beta-oxidation. Lineage: Eukaryota; Metazoa; Arthropoda; Insecta; Diptera; Drosophilidae.
GCUAUAUUCUGUUAAUAAGAUGUAUCUGAUGAAUAAAAUUGCCAGAUUUUCCCGCCAGAUAGCUCGCCCCCUUGUGGCGGCCCGAAAUUUGGCCGUUGAGGCGCCAUUAGAAGGCGGUAAUGAAGUUUUGAUCGAACGUUUGGAAGGUGCACAGAAAGGUAUUACAGUACUUGGUCUCAAUAGGCCUGCCGCAAAGAACUCUUUCAGCCGGGGAAUGGUUGAUACCUUUGGCGAAAUAUUGGAAGAAAUUAAAAAGGAUAAUGGUUCGAGAGUGGUUGUCCUACGCAGUCUCACGCCGGGCAUCUUCUGUGCUGGCGCUGACUUGAAGGAGCGUAAAGGCAUGUCCACCGAGGAAACCAGCGAGUUUGUGUCGAAUCUACGAAACCUGUUCAUUAGCAUUGAACAAUUGCCGAUGCCCGUAAUCGCCGCAUUGGAUGGCGCUGCUUUGGGUGGUGGUCUGGAAAUGGCUCUGGCAUGCGAUAUACGCACGGCAGCUUCAAAUACCAAAAUGGGUCUGGUAGAGACUCGACUGGCCAUAAUCCCUGGCGCCGGGGGCACUCAGCGACUCCCCCGCAUUCUCUCUCCCUCGCUGGCGAAGGAACUUAUUUUCACUGCCCGAGUCUUGGAUGGAAGUGUGGCCAAGGAGCUGGGUCUGGUCAGCCAUGUUGUAAGCCAGAACGAAAAAAAUGAUGCUGCCUACCAGCAGGCCCUAAAGCUCGCCGAGGAAAUCCUCCCCAACGGUCCAGUGGGUGUGCGAAUGGCCAAACUGGCUAUUGACAAGGGCAUGCAGGUCGACCUAAGCACGGGCUACUCCAUUGAAGAGGUCUGCUAUGCUCAGGUGAUACCCACAAAGGACCGCCUGGAGGGACUCGCCGCGUUUGCCGAGAAACGCAAGCCCGUCUACAAGGGAGAGUAAAUGGAAAUGCCACGGUCCUAACGUUAAGCUGAACAGUGCAUUUAAAAGUUAUUCUGCUAUUGUCGUAGACACACACAAACACAUGGCCGAGCCCAAUUUGCUUGGUUUUAUAUAAAUCUAACGAUUCUAUCGAGCUGCCAAAUAACUUGAAUUACGUUAAUUAUCCAGCUAUUUUUUAAUCGGUCCGCUGACGCAUCUCCUUUUGUUCAUGCCAAUGUUAAUUACAGCCAUUAAAUACCACCCCACCGAUUGACA